UUACCUUCUUUUGGUCUGCAUUUGAGCUCGCAGUGUUCUCUCUCUCUCUCUCUCUCUCCCUCCUCAGGAUCAGAUACAUACAUCUUUCAAUUCCACGUAUUUAUACACGCAAGUCAAAAUAUAUUUCGACCCAUUCGAUUCCAACUUCUAAGAAGCCGGCCGGUUAAGUUCCCCUCUCUUCUUAUCCAUUCCUUCCGUAAGGCUUGGUCUGCAUUUCAAGAAUAAUUUCGGAAGCAUCAAGAGUUGUCACUAUAAGGGAGUUUCCACCUGUAAAUCAAGCAUGAAUCCACCUAAAGUCAAGCGUAGAGUAGGUAAAUAUGAAGUGGGGAGGACAAUAGGCGAGGGGACAUUUGCAAAAGUGAAAUUUGCAAGGAAUUCUGAAACCGGGGAACCGGUAGCUCUCAAGAUUCUUGACAAGGAGAAAGUUCUUAAACACAAAAUGGCUGAACAGAUAAAGCGGGAAAUAGCAACGAUGAAGCUAAUAAAGCAUCCUAAUGUUGUUAGCAUAUUUGAGGUAAUGGGGAGCAAGACGAAGAUAUUUAUUGUCUUGGAGUUUGUAACUGGGGGAGAGCUAUUCGACAAAAUUGUAAACAAUGGGCGAAUGAGAGAAGAUGAAGCGCGGAGGUAUUUCCAGCAACUUAUCAAUGCUGUUGACUAUUGCCAUAGCAGGGGUGUAUACCACAGAGACCUUAAGCCAGAGAAUUUGCUCUUGGAUUCUUAUGGAACUCUGAAAGUUUCUGAUUUCGGAUUAAGCGCUCUGUCCAAGCAAGUCAGGGAUGAUGGCCUGCUUCACACGACGUGUGGGACACCAAACUACGUCGCUCCUGAGGUCCUCAAUGAUCGAGGUUAUGAUGGGGCAACUGCAGACUUGUGGUCAUGUGGAGUCAUACUAUAUGUAUUGCUUGCAGGUUACUUGCCUUUCGAUGAUUCUAAUCUUAUGAACCUGUACAAAAAAAUUUCAGCAGCUGAAUUUACUUGCCCUCCUUGGCUCUCUCUUGGUGCCAUGAAAUUGAUAAUUCGAAUCUUGGAUCCCAACCCUGUGACUCGCAUCACUAUACCUGAAAUUUUGGAUGAUGAAUGGUUUAAAAAGGGUUAUAAGCCACCUGCGUUUGUGGAAAAAGAAGAUACAAAUUUGGAUGAUGUAGAAGCUGUUUUUAGAGACUCAGAAGAACAUCACGUGACGGAGAAGAAGGAAGAACAGCCGACUGCGAUGAAUGCAUUUGAGUUGAUUGCUAUGUCGAGGGGGCUCAACCUUGGGAAUCUGUUUGAUGUGGAGCAGGGAUUUAAGAGGGAAACGAGGUUCACGUCUAAAUCUCCAGCUAAUGAGAUAAUUAGCAAGAUCGAAGAAGCUGCAAAACCUCUUGGUUUUGAUGUUCACAAGAAAAACUACAAGCUGAGGCUUGAAAAUGUGAAAGCUGGUAGAAAAGGAAACCUUAAUGUUGCUACUGAGGUAUUUCAAGUGGCACCAUCUCUUCAUAUGGUUGAGGUGCGAAAAGCUAAAGGGGACACUUUAGAAUUCCAUAAGUUCUAUAAAAAUCUGUCAACCUGCCUUGAGGAUGUUGUCUGGAAAACUGAGGAGGAGAUGCAAGAAAUGAAGUAAGGGAUUGCCCACUUUGAAGAGU
Messenger RNA from Rhododendron vialii, 1622 nucleotides. Its product is annotated as CBL-interacting serine/threonine-protein kinase 3-like. Gene Ontology annotation, biological process: protein phosphorylation; signal transduction. The record is from RefSeq and is a predicted model, not a curated record. The coding region runs from base 281 to 1600 and encodes 439 amino acids. Gene Ontology annotation, molecular function: ATP binding; protein kinase activity. NCBI's taxonomy places the organism in Eukaryota, Viridiplantae, Streptophyta, Magnoliopsida, Ericales, Ericaceae. The transcript has 15 exons.